AUGGAUUUAGAAGGAAAUCUAUACAUAACUGCUGUCAUCCAGGAAGACUAUCAGGAUGGGAAAACUUAUGUUUGUACGGCAACAAACUACUUUAUGAGAAAAUCAACCCAUGCUCCUGGAUUUAUUGUGCAACCAAUAGGAAGUGCAGCAAAGCCUUACUGGGCACCAGAAGGAGAACCCCAGGAUAUAGAGGCAAGUGUAGGAUCUUCUGCUACAUUCUUCUGCAAAGCUUUAGGAGACCCUAAACCGGAUCUGGAAUGGUAUAUUAAUGGUAUCAGACUUGAAGAUUCCAAGCACCAUUCUGUUAGAUCUGUUAGAUUUAUGAAACCAGAUGACCAUAAUAUAACAAUAAUAAACUUGGAGAAAAGUGAUGUCAUGGUUUUACAAUGUAAUGCCUCUAAUAUCUAUGGAUAUGUUUUUGCAGACUUUUAUCUCAAUGUGCUAAAGGAGAAGCCUCAAUUUAUCAAGAGGCCAGUAAAAGAAUUGAAGGUAGCAGAAACCACUAAUGUGUACCUGACAUGCCAAACGAGUGGUAAACCAGAUCCAAUUGUCACCUGGUACAAAGGGACACAGCAAAUUACUGGUGGAAGGUACCAGACUCAAACAAAUGGAGAUUUAUUCAUAUCGAAUAUUGUACUUUCUGAUGCUGGUAACUUCACUUGUGUUGCUGAAAAUGAAGAAGGAUCUGCUACAGAUUGGGGAGUACUUAUUGUUAGAAGAAAGACAACAAUUGAACAGAAGCCAGGUGAUUUAGAAAACAUGGCCGGUACAGAAGCCAAAUUCACAUGUUCAGGAACUACGGAUUUUGAAGAAGUUGCGAACUUACGUGUCUAUUGGUUGAAGGAUGGAAAAGAGAUUACAGGAAAUGACCAGAGAAUGACCACCAAUGUACAAGACAAUUCUUUAACCGUUAGUGGAACGAUAAGUAGAGAUUCAGGACUGUAUAGCUGUGUUAUAACUAAUGGAUUGGAUAAGGAAACAACAUCUGCAAUUCUAACUGUCAAAGAGCCAGAUUCAAGUUUGAGAGUAGAAAAUUUUGUGGUUGAUAAUGUUGCAAUGGAAGAAAACUCUGUCAAGUUCUACUGGAACUGGGAUAUGGACCUCAAUAAUAAUCUCCAGUCAGGUCUUCAUGGAAAAUUCAGAGGAUUUAAGCUGCAAUAUUGGAUCAAAGACAUGAAGAGAGUAACCUUUAGAGAAGACGAGAUUCUUCAAAAAGAUCUGAAGUCUCGAUAUGGAGCAAUACAAAAACGGUCCGUCACGGAACUAAUGUACACAGUGAAAGAUUUGCUACAGUACACUUAUAUGGAGGCACAAAUUUGUGUGAUGAAUACACAUUAUGUUAGCGGACCAAGUGCUAUUGUGUCAUUUGUUACUGCAAGGGGAGUCCCAGGACCUGUAGAAAACUUGCGUGCCUUAGUUGUUGGUAGUAACUUUGUAGAGCUGACUUGGAACAAACCAGAGCUAUUGAAGUCACCAGAUGACGAUAUAACCAACACAUAUUUACAGGGAUAUGAUGUCGGCUUUCAGAUAGUGAAAGGAUUAGAUCUUGGCAAAAUACGGGAAAUGGAUCCACAGAUAGUUGACCCUCGUCGUAACACUACAGUUCUAAAUGGUCUAACUGCUAACCAAAAAUACAGGAUUUAUAUGUGGGGAAGAACUGAAAAUGGCCGUGGUGAAGCUUCAUUUAUUGAAUUAACAACAGCUGCAACUGCUAGCAUGAGUGUGCCAAGAUUUUCUAUCAUCAAUUUAAAUUCUACAUUUUUCAAUAUUACCUGGACGACUAUGGCAAACAGGAAAUAUGGAACAGUGGCUUUUGUUGAUUACCGAAAAGAAGGUGUUGCUGAUUGGCAACAGUCACCACAGGAAAUUUCCAAGAAUUGGAUUGGUAUAGCUAAUCUCAAGUCAGGGACGUCUUACGAAGUACGUCUGUCUGUAACCAAUGGUUGGAACACAGCCUCAAGUGACAUAGAAAUAAUUAAAACUAAAGGAAUACCAGCAGCAUUUAGCUUGGGAGCAAACUUAAACUGGUUUAUUGGAUUAAUAAUAUCAGUGUUGAUUAUCAUGGCACUGGCUGCACUAAUUUACCGGUUGUACAAAAGACGUCCUGAACCUACAAAACAAAGAUAUCACACAGCUCCACUCCGAAGAAGAUAUGAUUAUGACGAUGACAGAAGUGACAGAGAUUACCAUGGUGAUGACAGAGGUUAUCGGGACGAUGACGAAUACAGUAGAGGUUCCUAUGACGACGAAAACAGGAAAGCCGAUGAUGUCUAUGAUCGACAAAGAUAUGAUGACAGAUAUGAUGCCAAGUAUGAUGAUUGUGGUAAACGUGAUGAUGGUGAUGAUUAUGUUCGUCGAAAUGAUGAUUACGACAAGAGGCGAGAUGAUGAUUAUUACGACAGAGGGCAUGAUGACAAUUACAAUAAAGAUUAUAGGUAUGAGGAUGAGGGAAGGCGUUACAGCACUGACCGCAGUGAUAACGAUCAUUAUGGAAAUGGUAAUGGAGCCUUUCAACCAAACUCAAGGCGUCCCUAUAGGACUCCUAGCUACGAUAACAGAUCGUCAAGUAACGACGAAGAUGUAGACUUACAGGAACCGAACAAGUUUGGUGAUGACGGUUACCCUGUGGACACAAAAAUAUCUGAAACUCUUGGAGCAUCGAGUUUAGUAUAGAUUUUAGAAAAAAAAACAUAAAUAUGUAAACAGAAUGGAAACACUAUAUUCAGAUUUCCGAAAUCUGUUAUGGUCCAUAAAAUUGAUAGUUACAAGUAAUCCAUUUGUUCACUUUUCAUUAGAUUUUUCCAAAAUAUA
Messenger RNA from Mytilus californianus (California mussel), 2811 nucleotides. Its product is annotated as neuroglian-like. The record is from RefSeq and is a predicted model, not a curated record. Gene Ontology annotation, molecular function: cell-cell adhesion mediator activity. Gene Ontology annotation, cellular component: plasma membrane; axon. The transcript has 16 exons. Lineage: Eukaryota; Metazoa; Mollusca; Bivalvia; Mytilida; Mytilidae. Bases 1 to 2673 code for a protein of 890 amino acids. Gene Ontology annotation, biological process: homophilic cell-cell adhesion; dendrite self-avoidance; axon guidance.